GAUUAGUAUAACAUAGUGGCCAUGCCGGGCAGCACAGGUGGUUCGUAUCAGUCGUUAGUAGGCACGAAGGAUGUGUACUGUACGACGACGUUCGCUGCGAAUAAUAAUACCACGGGAGUUAUGGCGACCGUCAAAAAGGCCCUUAACCUGUCUUUCCAAAGGGAAGAAAGAAAACCAGAAGUCGUUCCGGCAAGGAGUGAUAGUUCAACGACUACUGUAAACAAUAAUAGAACGAUGCCCGCUUCAGGUGCAGCCGAGGAAGCCGCCCUUUUGGGCACAAUGCCUUCUGACAGUAUGGAUGACAUCGAACUAAAAAAUAUCCAACUGCAAUUCCCAUCGACUCGAUCGCUAUCCAGGGGCGACUCAUCAGCUCACGAGGAAACUGUGGAAACUGAUCGCGGACCGAUCGUAGUAGCGGUUCAAGGAUCCAGGAACAAGCCGGCGAUUUUGACCUACCACGAUUUGGGAUUGAAUUACAUAUCCAGCUUUCAAGCUUUCUUCAACUACGUUGACAUGAGAGCUUUACUGGAAAACUUCUGCGUGUAUCACGUUAACGCUCCAGGACAAGAGGAAGGCGCUCAAACAUUACCCGAAGACUACAUUUUCCCUACAAUGGACGAAUUAGCGGCCCAGUUAGACUUUGUUCUCUCACAUUUCGGUCUGAAACAAGUUAUAGGGUUCGGUGUUGGAGCAGGAGCCAAUAUUUUGGCUCGUUUCGCUCUAAAUCACGCGAGCAAAGUAGCAGCACUAUGCCUUAUAAACUGUGCCAGCACGCAGGCUGGUUGGAUCGAAUGGGGCUACCAGAAGCUAAACGCGCGACAUUUGCGAUCAAAAGGCAUGACUCAGGGAGUACUCGACUACCUCAUGUGGCACCACUUCGGCAGGGACACCGAAGAACGUAAUCACGAUCUGGUGCAGGUCUACAAAAGCUACUUCGAGCGAAGUGUCAACCCAACGAAUCUCGCAUUAUUCACCGAUAGCUACGUUCGGCGAAACGAUCUGAAUAUCCAAAGAGAGCUCGAUCCCAAUAAGCGUAAGGAGGCCAACACGUUGCACAUGCCCGUUUUAAAUAUCACAGGCGCGCGCAGUCCUCACGUAGAUGACACUAUUACUCUCAACGGACGGUUAGAUCCCACAAAUUCCUCAUGGAUGAAGAUUUCAGAUUGUGGGAUGGUGUUGGAAGAACAACCGGCGAAAGUAAGCGAAGCCUUCCGUCUUUUCCUACAGGGGGAGGGUUACGUGGCUCCAUUAUCGCCAGUAAAAAUGGCUCAAUUCCGCAAGGCGUCUUUGGAUGAAAUGUUGAAAUCAAAACUUGACUCAAAAUUGCAAAGCGCGCAGUGGCCAUCCUCGAUCAUUCACAUUACCGAAAAUCCAAUCUCGGCCGUAAUUUGCUAAAUUUGCAAUUCCCGACACAUCAGUGAACUGUAUUGAAAUUUUCUAAUUAAUGCUAGACUAAUAUUAGGGCCUAAUGAGUUUUCUUUGCAAUUGUCUAAUGACAGUAUUAUCGAUAUGGUGAUUUAUAAAAGGACAAUGUUCUUUAUAUCUGACAAAGUGACUGAUUGUAAUAAUUGUAGUGAACAGUAAAGUUGUUAACAAUUUUUAUAAAUAUUGGAAUGUAUUUUAAUCUUCAUAUCUGUGACAUAUGUGUGCACACUAGCAUUCCUAUGGACGAGUUUGGCAGCACAAUCAUAUUAAAGUAAAUGCAAUUAUGCACUGCUUUCACAGACGGACGCACUAAUAUAGCCAACAUUGACUCGUGCAUUUGGGAAUUGAAUCGUACAGUUACAUUGGGACUAAAAUUAACACCAGAUUAUUUUGAUUUUCUUCGAAUGUGUCGGGUACAAGAUGACUGUAAUUCGUAUGUAAGAAAUGGUAUUUGUAUAAGAAGAAA
Photinus pyralis (common eastern firefly) is the source of this 1891-nucleotide messenger RNA. It is a transcript of the gene MESK2, whose product is annotated as protein NDRG3. The record is from RefSeq and is a predicted model, not a curated record. Gene Ontology annotation, cellular component: cytoplasm. Gene Ontology annotation, biological process: signal transduction. Bases 22 to 1395 code for a protein of 457 amino acids. The transcript has 8 exons. NCBI's taxonomy places the organism in Eukaryota, Metazoa, Arthropoda, Insecta, Coleoptera, Lampyridae.